AUGUUCUUGACAAAUGGUGAGCAAGCAUGUUUGGAACGUGAUCAAGAGACAAGCCUCGAGGUACCCACUAUCAUAAGAUGGGACAAAACAAUCGAUACUUGUUACAAAUUCCAUGGAUAUCCUCCUGACCUUCCAAAGUCUGGACAGGGUGAGCGUUCGAAUAAGCAAAGACAACAGCGCACUGACAGACAACCACGAGUGGCCCACGUCGAGCCUGAGGCAAACUUCUUCUCAGGUCUCUUGGCAGCACAGUUUGAUCAGUUGAAGCAACUUCUUGUAGAUUCGUCAAAAUCCUCAUCGUAG
This is a messenger RNA of Linum trigynum, 303 nucleotides long. The record is from the annotation of a GenBank genome assembly. Lineage: Eukaryota; Viridiplantae; Streptophyta; Magnoliopsida; Malpighiales; Linaceae.